Messenger RNA from Microtus oregoni (creeping vole), 2107 nucleotides. RefSeq names its product rubicon like autophagy enhancer (gene Rubcnl). Gene Ontology annotation, cellular component: autophagosome membrane; intracellular membrane-bounded organelle. NCBI's taxonomy places the organism in Eukaryota, Metazoa, Chordata, Mammalia, Rodentia, Cricetidae. Gene Ontology annotation, biological process: autophagosome-lysosome fusion; autophagosome maturation; autophagosome-endosome fusion. The record is from RefSeq and is a predicted model, not a curated record. Bases 1 to 2043 code for a protein of 680 amino acids. The transcript has 13 exons. Gene Ontology annotation, molecular function: phosphatidylinositol phosphate binding.
AUGAAUUCAAGGACCAUGCCUGGUGGUACAGCAACCACUGGAGAGCUAUGUUUCGAGCACGCUCCCUCCACACCAGGAAGGAUGGUGUCCCAGUCCACAGACCGGCAAGAUUGUCCUGUGGACCCCUGGGAAGGGAUCAGUGGUGCCUGUGAGGAUGCUGACAGUUCACCCCCGCUCCUGGACACUGACUACCCUCUUUGCCAGUUAGAUGUGAGGCUCCUGCGGCAUAAAGCCUGCUGGAUCAACCAGCCAUGUGUGGAGCAGCCGCUGCAAGACUUAUUCACCCAGAGAGCAACAGUGCAGAGCAGUGGGAAACACUUGGGGGUGGGCACUCCCUCUCCUGUGGGCCUUCCACUGUUGUCCCACCGGGACUCCCUAGCUGAGACAUCCCUGUCUGAGAAUACUGUCAAUGGCCCUGGGGGAAAGAAUGGUGACUUUUCCCUGCCUACAGAAGAGCAAGAGGUUCAUCCGCAGCACAAAUCUCUGCUCAGAAACCCUAAGACUGUGGCCACUUCCUCAUGCCCUAAGGAAGACAGUGCCCGUUUUGAGUCUCCUCCUUUGACAGCUUCUACAGAUGACGGUGCUGCUCGGAGCAGCAGAAGAAGCCAUUCUUGGAAUUUCUUCCCGCUGGAGACAUUUGUGCUGCCCACUGAUGUGGACAAGGAAAAUGUCCACUUCUAUGCGGCAGACAUGAUUAUCUCCGCAUUGGAGACUAUGAAAUGCCACCUCAUGAGUCAACAGCUGCCGGAGAUCUGGGGCACAGAGGAGGCCAGCGGGUCUCAUGGGGACAAUCAGACCGAGGCUGAAGUGGCCUUUUACACCCCUGCAAGGCCGGAGCCAGGGUCCUCCACUUCCUCAGACAGUGGCUAUGAAGGUUGUGCAGUGCUCCAGGUCAGCCCAGUGACUGAGACACUUUCUGCCUCUCCUGUGGUGAGAGAGGCCCGCAGACAUGACUCGGAUGAGUUCGUUAUGUUAGAACUUGGGGAAUGUAAUGACAUCACAGAAGGCGGCAGACGCCCCUGCAAUUCUUUAAAAAGUGCAACUUGUGAGUCAGACUUCAGUUCUGCUGGGCUGUUAGCCAGAGAGUUGUUCCGAGGGUUCUGGAAGUGCCAGGUGCUGUCGGAAGUCAAUUCUCGGCUGCCAGGCUCCCUGACAGCGGCCAGCUCAGGAGUGGAGAAUGAAGAGCGUACUGGGCAAGACUUGGACUCCAGUGUGGACACAACACAGGAACUCAUGCCUAAGUCUAGGGUCCCAGGGGCUGAAGACUGGGUCCCCCCUCGAUUUCAAAUCAUACUUACUGUUCACACACCAGUCAAGAGGGACAUAGCGGUGGUGGCCCAGAAUUUCUUCUGUGCCGGAUGCGGGACUCCGAUACAGCCCAAGUUUGUGAAGAGGCUCCGGUACUGUGAGUAUCUGGGCAAGUACUUCUGUGACAGCUGCCACUCAUCUGCAGAGUCCUGGAUCCCUGCGAGGAUCCUGACCAUGUGGGACUUCAGGAAGUACCCAGUCAGCAAUUUCUCGAAAUGGCUACUGGACGGCAUAUGGCACCAGCCUGUCUUCAACCUGCAAGGCGGGCACCACAGCCUCUACACAAAAGCCAAGGAACUGGAUAGGGUGAAGGACAUCCGGGAGCAACUGUUUCAUGUCAAGAAGCUGUUGAGGACUUGCAGGUUCGCUGACAGUGUGCUGAAGGAGUUUGAGCAGGUUCCCAGUCAUCUGACUGAUGAGUGCCAUCUGUUCUCCAUGGAGGACCUCCUCAGGACCAAGAAAGGACUGCUGGCACCCUUGCUUAAGGACAUCCUGAAGUCUUCUCUUGCCCACGUGGCCAGCUGUGAGCUGUGCCAGGGGAAGGGCUUCAUCUGUGAGUUUUGUCAGAGUACGACCGUCAUCUUCCCGUUCCAGACCAUGACUUGCAUAAGAUGCCCAGGGUGCAGGGCUUGCUUUCACAAACAGUGUUUCCAGUCUUCGAGAUGCCCCCGCUGUGCCAGGAUCACGGCUCGGAGACAGCAUCUGGAGAGCUUGUCCUCUGUGGCGGGCACAUGACGGCCCUGAAGUGUUUGUUCAAAGCGAUUUAUGACCAUACCAAAUUGUGUCUGUUUCUGGUAAC